AUGGCUGCUCUUUCAACUUUGAGAUUUAUUGGUAAGUUCAUAUUUUCACAUUCAAAUUACAAAGAUCCAAAAUAUGGUUAACUUUUGCAUCCAUUAUUAUGCUUUUUAAUAAGUUCAUUUAGUUAUAUGUAUGGAAGCAUAAGAUUGGAGAAUAAAAGUUUAGAUAGAAUUGAAGAUGUAAUUUAAAUUUUAAAUUAGUUUCAAGAAUCAUAAACAACAAGAAACAUAAUUGCAAUAGGAUUCAUAUUUUAUGUUAUGCUUAUAAUUUUUGCAAGAUUUGGUUAAGCAAAAUUUACAAUAUUUUAUGAAUUGAUGUGGGCUUGCAAUUUGAGUUUGUUUAGUUCUGCUUAUGCAUUUUGGAAGUAAAAAUGAUUAAUAUUUAGAAAUAAACCAUUAAUAUUGGCUGCCAGCAUGAUAUUAGUAUCAAUUGAUUAAGUUUUGUGGUAUGUAGAUUUAUUAGCAUUUUUUUUAUUUAAAACAUGGCCAAUAGGAGUAGCAAAGUAUAUGAAUAAAUAAAUUUAAUAGAUAUUUGACAUGGCCAUCAACUACGAAAUUGAGGUUAUUAACCUCAUUUCAUCAUAUAUUUUAUUUACCAAUAUGUUUAUAUUUUUUAAGAAAUUAAAAAGGAAUUCCAAUAACAGCAUGGUAAAUAAGUAUAGGAAUGGGUUCAAUUCUAACAAUAGUUUCUAGGUAUUAAUAAUUAUAUAUUUUUUAGAUUAUUGACACCUAAAUCAAUAUUAUUGAAAGGAUAAAAAGAAGAAAUAUAUUUAAAUUUAAACUUAUCAAGAUAAUUAUGGAAGGAUAUCCCUUUUAAAAUUUUAACAAUAGCUGAUGAUAAACCAUGGUAUAUAGCAUUACCUUUUUCAAGUUUGAUGUGGAAUUCUGGUAAUUAUAUAUUAGGAUAUGAAUUACUAAACAGAAUUUUAAAAUAUUUGAAUUAAUCAUAAAUAUAAUGA
Paramecium sonneborni is the source of this 956-nucleotide messenger RNA. The record is from the annotation of a GenBank genome assembly. NCBI's taxonomy places the organism in Eukaryota, Ciliophora, Oligohymenophorea, Peniculida, Parameciidae.